GGUGAAUAUAUGGGCGUAUUACAACCAUGCUAGCUCAAGCUUGGGGGUCGGCGAGCUUGCUGUGCUCCCGCGCAAAUGCCAAUUCCCUGCUCAGGGCCGUGCGAGCCAGCGAGGUGCCCUACAUCAGCAUCUUGGACGCCGACUCAGGUCUUGCUGGCGGUGCGGAGGGCUCGCGCCAUGCCAGUAACGUGGCCGGCCCCGCCGCUGACUCCAGGCACUCGGACGCUGCGCGCCUGCCGGUCGCCCUCCAACUCGGCCGCUGCGCCUCGGUCCCGCUCAGCCUGCCAGUCGCGCUCUUCACCGCGCCGGGGUCCUGCAGCUCACUCACUGUCAUAGUCGGCGCAUCUGGGUGUGCCCACGGCCCUCCUGCUGUUGCCGCUCGGAGCUACAGCACCGACGGCCUCAACGGCAAGGGCCAGCCCGCCACCGCCUCACCCGCGUCGCCACCCACUCGUGCCGGCGCUGGCGGCAGCGGCAAUGGUGGUGGUAAUGGUGGUGCAGGCGCCAGCGGCCGGGGCGCACGCGAACAGCGUCUUGCUAGGCAGCUCGACCAGGCAGCCCGACAGCCGCGCUCGACCAGCGCCGCCGGCGGGCAGGACCGGCCAGGCCCGCGCGACUCCUCGGGAGGCGUGCAGGGCGGCGGCCGCACGGCCAACCAUGAGCGGCCUUGGUCGCAGCACGGCAGCCGGACACCGCACAGGGUGCAGCCGCAGCCGGAGGCGCAGCCGCCGGGCCAGCAGGUGAAGCCACGUCACCUGCCAGGGCCGCGGCGCAGCCACAGCCAGCAGAAACAGCAGCAGCAGCAGCAGCAGCAGCUAUCCGUGAGCGCGGCCGCGCCGUCCGCGCCGCCCGCUCAAGCCGCAUCAGCACGGGCAGCUGCGCCAGCCGCUGCCGCCGCCGCUGGACCUGCGGCUCACGCCGUGUCGGGAGCUUCACUGCCGGGGCCCAGCACAAGCGCUGGCGCAAUGACAGCUGGCGAAGGUGGCGGCGGCGGCGGCGGCGGCGGCGGUGGCGGUCAGGAGCAGGACCCGGCAUUGGACCUGGCCCCCGAGCUGCAGGCGUUCCUGGACAGGGUAGUGGAAGCAGACACGAAGCUAAAGCAACAGAGCCGCGCAGCAGGCGGCGCCAGCGCCAGCAGCCGCACCAGCCGCGGUGUGCCCUUCACACACCAGAUGACGGCGGCGGAGGCGACCGCCGCGUUUCUAGAAUCGCAGAAGCGGCAACAAGGCCAGACACGGCCAGCGGCUCCCUCCAAACCCCCCACCAAGACCCGCACCGGCAUCAGCGCCAAUGGCGGCACUGACGGCGGUGCCAGCAGCACGCCUGCCCGGCUACGGCCGCUGGGCGGCCGCGGCCAGGCCAUUGCAGCCAUCCUGGAAGGCCGCCUGGGGCGUGCAGCCGCCUCAACCGCCACCGCCGCUGCAGCCACCACCACAGGUUGCACCGGCACCAAAACGACUGCCCCGCUCAACAGCAGCAGUGCUUUCGGCGCCGGCGGCAUUAGCACCGGCGCUGGCGGCGGCGGCGGCGUGUGGGACAUGCGGUACAUACGGCCGCUGCCGGAGGGUCUGCCGCAGCUGGCGCGAGUGUUUCUGGCGGCAUCGCGGCGGCAGGGGCUGGCGCUGCCGCUGCCCGGGGCGAUUGCGGCGUACGUGGCGGCGGCGGGGCGGCGCGGGGGGCUGGACAUGCGGGGCUGGGCGCUGGCGGACGUGCUGGACGUGGCGGCGUACGUGACACACGGCCAGGUGGUGCACCGAGGCUUUAUUGAGCAGCUGCGGCGCGCCCUGUUGGACCGCUGGGGCGAGCUGGGUCCGGGCCAGCUGUCGGAGCUGCUGGCGGGGCUGCACCGCCUCAACACACACGACCGGCUGGGCGCACACAGCAGGCCCGGGCAGGGCGCCUCCGGCCUGCUGCGCCUGCUGGUGAUGGAGGCCGACGAGCACGUGCGCGCCGCGCUGGAGGCCACGCGGCAGGCGCGCAGCGCGGCGCCGCCGCCGGCGGCGCGCGCGGUGGCGGCGGCGACUACGUCGCCGCCGCGGCGGGGCGCCGGGGCCGGCGCGGGGCGGACGGUUGUGGGGGCAGUGGCGGCGGGUGGGGGUGCAGGUGGCGGGGACAGGAGCCGGGUGCUGCCGCCGGGUGCGCCGCUGCGGCUGGCUCGCGCCUACGUGUCCUUCCUGGCUGCCGCCGCCGACCGGCGCCAGAGCUGGUCGCUGUGUGUGACGCUGCGCGGCACGUUGCAGCAGGCGGUGCAGCUCAUGGCCGCGCCUUGCAGUCCUGGUAGCAGCGGCGGUGAGGCCGGCAGCCGCAGCAGCAGCGGUAGCAGCAGCGACGGUAGCAGCAGCAGCAGCAGCAGCAGCAGCAGCAGCAGCAGCAGCAGCAGCGGCGGCGGCGGCGGGGGCAAUGCGAGCGCAGUCAGAACGGCUGGUGACGUGAGGGGCGGCGGGGGAGCAAGCGGCGGCGGCGGAGGCGGAGGCGGGGCUGCGGCGCCGUGUGAGCUGGAUGACCCGGUGGCGGUGCCGGCGGAUGAGCUGGCGAGGCUGGUGGCGGCGAUGCAGGUGCUGCCCAAGUCCGAGUGCGAGCAGCUGAGGGCGGAGAUGAACAGGUGCGGGGACGCACUGCUGCGCCGCGCACCGCAGCUGUCGCGGCCGGCCCGGACGCUGCUGCUGGGGGCGCUGCAGGAGGCGGGCGGGGCGGACUGGGAGCUGCGCGGCCCGCUGGCGGCACGGCUGGUGGAGCUGCAGGCUGGGGCGGAGGCUGAGGCGCGGCAGCAGCAGCAGCAGCAUGAGCAGCAGCAGCAGGCCCUCAGGCCGGAAGCGUAGGGGCGUAGGGGUUGAGGGUGGGCUCCGAGGUGCCAGAGCUGCAUUGCGUGGUGCCUGGGAGCGGUGACUGCGGUGCAUGCUAGGCCGACAUGUGUGUGUGUGUGUGUGUGUUAAAAAGCACAAGAAGAAUAAGCGCAAAGACUGCAGAUGUGCAGCAGCAACACGACCAAUAUGUGGGUGUGUGGGUGUGGGUGUAGGCCGCGUACUUGCAAGGGCAUUCUGUGCUAGGCACGUGCGGUGUGCGACGGGUGCACGUGUGUAACACGUCCUGUCAUCCAGGUCACCUGUGGGGCUGCAAGCACGGUUAUGGCAGAAGGAUCACCAGGGCAGAUGAGGUGACCGGGCGCGCCUCAGAAGGGCCCAGCGGGGCUGACCGGGCUGUCCAGCCUUGCUUCACUCAAACCCAGGGGAUGUCCACCCUUGCUUCGCUCAAACCCAGGGGAUGUCCACCCUUGCUUCUCUCAAACCCAGAAGUGUGGGCAGAGCGGGUUUGUACCUGACAAACCUUGGCACACUCGCGAGGACUGUACACCUUGCAUUCUUGCGUGGCAGGUGCAGGAGCGGGCAAGCAUGGGGCGGGGGCUGGCGGGUACGGCGUUAGGGACCGUUGGUGCGUUCAUUCUGAAGCUCGUUGCGC
Messenger RNA from Chlamydomonas reinhardtii, 3456 nucleotides. RefSeq lists its product as uncharacterized. The record is from RefSeq and is a predicted model, not a curated record. The coding region runs from base 27 to 2819 and encodes 930 amino acids. Lineage: Eukaryota; Viridiplantae; Chlorophyta; Chlorophyceae; Chlamydomonadales; Chlamydomonadaceae. The transcript is spliced from 4 exons.